AUGUCCAGCAGCGAGCCUAUAGAGCCAGCUCCACCAGACACGUUAGACGAGGAUGAGUUUGAGGGAUCUGACUAUGGAGAGUCACUUGCGUCCUCAGGCUUCACCUCGCUUGCUUCUCGUGUCAUGAGACAUUCUCAUGAAGGCGGAAGACGGUACCAAUCAUUCCUACAGAGCAUAUACCCACUUCCAAACGAUGAGACUGAACAGUUCCGCGAGGAAAUGAAGCAUCAGCUGGUCAAACGUCUUCUAGAUGACAACGAUUACCUGUCGCCUAUCAGCAACAAUCCACAGAAGAUCAUGGACGUCGGUACCGGCACUGGUCUCUGGGCUGUUGAUGUUGCGGACAAGUUCCCCAGUGCCCACGUUAUCGGGGUGGACAUCUCGCCAAUACAGAACUGUUACGCACCCCAAAACGUUGACUGGAGGAUUGACGAUAUUCAAGAAAGCUGGUCACCGUUGUAUGCCGACCUCGAUUUUGUCCACCUUAGGUCGGUUAGUGUGACCCUGCGGGAGCCAGUCAAGGUCAUCCACUCGGCAUACGAUAAUAGGAACCUCAAACCAGGCGGCUGGAUCGAGUUCCAAGACGCCGGCGUCAGGAUUGGGUGCGACGACAACACGCUGCCUGAAGACUACGCACCUGCCAAAUUCAUGGACACCUUCAUCCGCACAUUCAAGACGAAUUUUGGCUGGGACCUAGAGUUCCCUAAUAUGCUGCCUGAGGUCCUGAAAGACACUGGGUUUGUCAACAUCCACCAUCGGUACCACAAGCUGCCCAUCGGACCGUGGGCCAAGGACAGGCACCAGCGCGAAAUCGGUCUUUUCCUCAGCAAAGACGUAUUGUGGCAACUCGUCCGCGCUGUACUCGUCAAGUGGCCGCAGAUGGGCCUGACCAAACAGGAAGCAGUUGCCAUGGAACAGGACAUUCGAAAGGCGUUCGAAAACACCUCGUACCAUGCAUAUCUUCCGUGGAUCUCCAUAUGGGCUCAGAAGCCACCCAACUGA
Messenger RNA from Colletotrichum spaethianum, 1002 nucleotides. Its product is annotated as secondary metabolism regulator LAE1. NCBI's taxonomy places the organism in Eukaryota, Fungi, Ascomycota, Sordariomycetes, Glomerellales, Glomerellaceae. The coding region runs from base 1 to 1002 and encodes 333 amino acids. The transcript is spliced from 4 exons. Gene Ontology annotation, molecular function: methyltransferase activity. The record is from RefSeq and is a predicted model, not a curated record.